Molecule: messenger RNA, 1770 nt
Organism: Beauveria bassiana ARSEF 2860
Lineage: Eukaryota; Fungi; Ascomycota; Sordariomycetes; Hypocreales; Cordycipitaceae
Product: major facilitator superfamily transporter
Exons: 5
Coding region: 1-1770 (589 amino acids)
Biological process (GO): transmembrane transport
Cellular component (GO): membrane
Molecular function (GO): transmembrane transporter activity
Source: RefSeq, a predicted model, not a curated record
AUGAAGCUUUGGGAGCCGGUUCGCUCCUUUUUCUCAACUGCCGUGCGCCCUCCACCGCCGCCACCGCCGCCCGACGACGUUGAGCAGCCGCUGCUCCGCAGUGGCCUCGCGCCCAGCGAAGCAGGCACUUCAAUAGACGACAGGUCUGUCCCCGAAGGCUGUCGCGAUGCGGCUGCUCUGCUGCUCAUCAAACUCGGGCGCUCGCCCAAUGAACGAGUCCACGUCUCACCAAAGGAUGAUGCGAGGGUCCUGCGGCGCAUCGACUGGGCGCUCCUCCCGUUGAUGCUCUCUGUUUACUUUCUGCAAGCGCUCGACAAGGCGACCCUCUCGUAUGCAUCCAUUUUUGGCCUGAUUGAAGACACAAAUCUGGUGGGCAAUGAGUUUUCGUGGCUGGGGAGCAUUGUGUUUCUAGCGCAGCUCGUCAUGCAGCUUCCCAUAGCGCUGGCGCUGGUGAAGCUACCCAUUGGCAAGUUUACCAGCGCCAUGGUGCUGGGCUGGGGACUGACCCUGACUGCAACGACGUGGGCAAGCACGUUUCCGCAGCUCAUGGCUGCCAGAUUCUUCUUGGGCGCAUUUGAAGCUUCCGUCGGCCCUAGCUUCGUGGCCAUUACUCAGAUGUGGUGGCGAAGAAGAGAACAGACAAUGAGGAUCGGAUCUUGGUACUGCAUGAAUGGUCUGACUUGGGUAUUUGGCAGUCUUGCUACUUACGGGCUCGCCAGCAUCACCUCCAGCUUGCGGCCCUAUCAGAUUAUCUUUCUUACAUUUGGUCUCGUCACUGUUGCCGUGGCUGUCGCCAUGUUCGUUUCAAUGCCUGAUUCGCCUACUGAGGCAAAAUUUCUGAAUGAUGACGAUAAAUUAAUCGCAAUUGAGCGAUUGAGAGGUAACCAAAUGGGAAUCAUGUCUCGAGAAUGGCGAAAGGCCCAUUUCUUCGAAGCGCUGCAAGAUGUAAAGACAUGGCUGUGGGUGGCCAUGAUCUUUUGCAUCUCAGUCCCCUCAAACGGCAUUUCUACUUUCGGUCCGCUCAUCAUCCAUUCCUUUGUAUCUGAUCCUUUUGACACGAUGCUCUUCAACGUGCCCGUGGGAAUUUCUCACGUCAUAGCCGUCUCUGUCAGUGCAUACGUGUCAAUGAAGUGGAAGGUCAAAGGUCUCAUAAUCAUUAUGCUCUGCGUUCCGCCCAUUAUCGGCUUCGGCAUUAUGCUGAGCUUCCCACACGAUGAUGCCCACCGCGCCAUCUUGCUUGCCGGCUAUUUUUGUCUCUCUACGUUUACCGGUAUCACACCACUAAUAUAUUCGUGGUCUGCGCAAAACACCGCUGGAGAUACGAAGCGAAAGUCCACAUCUGCACUCGUGUUUAUCGGCUCUUCAGCAGGCAACAUCGUCGGCCCGCUCCUCUUCACGCCGGAAGAGGCACCGUCCUACAGUCGAGGUCUUACGACUAAUAUUGCUCUUUUUAGCGUGGUAAUUCUGCUCGUCUUCCUGACUUCGGCAUACCUGAAAAUGUUGAAUAAAAGGCACGCAAAGCGACGCGUUGCCUUGGGUAAAAAGGCAGUCGUCUUUGACUCCAGCCUCGAGACGGCUGGCGAGGUCGCCCGCAUGAGUACGAUACAGGAAAACUGGGAGAGAGAUGCACGUCUGCACAAUGGCGAGCUCGGUUCUAGUCUAGACUAUCCGGAAGGGCAGCAAUCCGAUUACGAGGAGGAAACUCCAAACAGUAACGCUUUUGCAGACCUUACUGAUUUGGAGAAUGAGGAUUUUAUUUUUGUCUUUUAG